Adineta steineri is the source of this 1779-nucleotide messenger RNA. NCBI's taxonomy places the organism in Eukaryota, Metazoa, Rotifera, Eurotatoria, Adinetida, Adinetidae. The record is from the annotation of a GenBank genome assembly.
AUGCUCAUGCCAAUUAAAGGGUAUGAAAAAAUGCCAUUAGUAUCAUUGGAGGAAGCUGUUGCACCACUUAUUUCGAUUUUGCCCGAAAUUCAAGAUAAUGUUUAUGUUGCGAAACAACGAUGUAAAUCUAUGUCUCCCAAUGGUUUAACACAAGAUGAAUCAGCUUCAAUCAUGCUUUACUCGAUGGAAUGGGAACCACAUGAAGAAUGUUUAUAUUUUGUCCUCAAUGCAACUCUUCGCAGUGAAGACAGACGAAGAUUAAAACCAUGGUUUUCAUAUUUAAAACUUCUUCUUACAGCACUCGAAAAAUUACCAUCUACACGAUGUCAUGUGUUUCGUGGAGUGAAUUUAGAUCUAACUAAUCAAUAUACUGAAGGGAAAACAUUUGUCUGGUGGGGGUUUUCUUCAUGCACAACAUCGAUAGGAGUAUUCCAAGAAAACGAACAAUUUUUAGGCAAAACUGGCCAAAGAACACUAUUUACUAUUGAAUGUGAUAGUGGCAAAGAUAUCAGUCGUUAUUCAUAUUAUCAAAAGGAAAAAGAAGUUCUUCUUCUGGCUGCUCGACAGUUUAUUGUAGUAGCUUAUCUUCAACCAGCAACAGGCCUUCAUAUGAUUCAAUUAAAAGAAACAAAACCUCCAAUUACUCUUUUACAACCGGCUACAAAUCAUUCUGUGCAAAUUCAACCAUUACCGAGCUUUACAGAGGAAGACGUAGCACAAACAACAGUUGUUCCGGUUCCACCAAAGAUUAACAACAGCAAAGAUGAUGCUAGUUAUAUAACCAAGGAUUUACCAAAACCAGCCUACGAAAUAACAAAACCUAAUGAAUUACCAGAAUCAAAAUUCAAUAAAUGGAAACAAGAUGCUAUCACUGUGGCUGGUACAAAGCAUUGGACAUUUUUCCUUUCGAAAAUAGUCAAUACAUUCAGUGGAAAUGGAGCAGGAUAUAAAUUAAAUCAACUCAAGUAUCCUCACGGAAUCUUUAUUGAUAAAAAGAAAAAUAUUUUCAUUGCUGAUUAUUCAAAUCAUCGCAUUGUUGAAUGGAAAUAUAAUGCAAAUGAAGGACAAAUCAUUGCAGGUGGAAAUGGGCAAGGAAAUCGAAUGGAUCAAUUGAAUAAUCCAACAGAUGUGAUUGUUGAUCAACAAAAUCAUUCAAUCAUCAUUGCUGAUUGGGGUAACAGACGAGUGAUUCAAUGGUUGAAUCAAAAUCAACAAAUUCUCAUUGAUAAUAUUGACUGUUCUCGCUUAGCAAUGGAUAAAUAUGGAUAUGUUUAUGUUUCUGAUCAUAAGAAGAAUGAAGUGAGACGAUGGAAAAUGGGUGAAUAUAACAAUGAAGGAAUUAUCGUGGCAGGUGGAAAUAGAAAAGGAGAACAACUCAAUCAACUCCAUUCCCCUAAUUUUAUCUUUGUUGAUGAAGAACAAUCUGUUUAUGCAUCAGAUAGAGACAAUCAUCGUGUAAUGAAAUGGAGAAGAGAUGCAAAAGAAGGAAGAAUUGUGGCUGGAGGAAAUGGUAAAGGAGAAAAGCUCAAUCAAUUGUCCAAACCACAAGGAAUCAUGAUUGAUCAUUUGGGUCAAAUCUAUGUGGCAGAUGAACUGAAUCAUCGAAUAAUGCGUUGGUGUGAAGGAAAAGAAGAAGGUGAAAUUGUUGUUGGUGGAAAUGGUGAAGGACAUCAAUCAAAUCAAUUGGAUGGUCCCGGUGGUUUAUCUUUUGAUGACGAGGGAAAUCUUUAUGUUGCUGAUUUUCGGAAUCAUCGAAUCCAAAAAUAUGAAAAAAUUUGA